AUGAACCGGGGCGGCGGCGGCGGCGGCGGCGGCAGCCCGGCGGCCGCCACCAACUACCUGAUCUGUACCAACUGCCGGAAAGUGCUGCGGAAGGAUAAAAGAAUCAGAGUAUCUCAGCCCUUGACAAGAGGACCAAGUGCCUUUAUUCCAGAGAAGGAAGUUGCUCAAGCAAACACAUCGGAUGAACGUACUAACUUUCUUGUGGAAGAAUACUCUACAUCCGGUCGCCUGGACAACAUCACCCAGGUCAUGAGUCUGCACACCCAGUACCUGGAGUCUUUCCUGCGGAGCCAGUUCUACAUGCUGCGCAUGGACGGCCCCCUUCCUCUCCCACACAGGCACUACAUCGCAAUAAUGGCUGCAGCUAGACAUCAGUGUUCUUACCUAAUAAACAUGCAUGUGGAUGAAUUUCUAAAAACAGGAGGUAUUGCUGAGUGGUUGAAUGGUUUGAAAUAUGUACCACAAAGACUGAAAAACCUUAAUGAAAUAAAUAAGCUGCUAGCACACCGACCCUGGCUGAUCACAAAAGAGCACAUUCAGAAACUUGUCAAAACUGGAGAAAAUAAUUGGUCUCUGCCCGAACUGGUACAUGCUGUGGUCCUACUGACACAUUAUCAUGCUUUGGCAAGCUUUGUUUUUGGUAGUGGCAUUAAUCCGGAGAGAGAUCCAGAAAUCUCCAAUGGAUUCAGGCUAAUAUCAGUCAACAAUUUCUGUGUUUGUGACCUCGCUAAUGACAACAACAUAGAGAAUGCAUCCCUCACAGGCAACAACUUCGGGAUUGUAGGUUCCCUAAGUGAGCUGGAGGCCUUAAUGGAAAGAAUGAAAAUGCUUCAAGAAGAAAGGGAAGAUGGAGACACAUCUCAGGAAGAAAUGACCACUCGUUUUGAGAAGGAGACGAAAGAAAGUCUUUUCGUUGUCUCUGGAGAUACUUUUCAUUCAUUUCCUCAUUCAGAUUUUGAGGAUGACAUGAUUAUAACAUCUGAUGUCUCCCGAUACAUUGAAGACCCUGGUUUUGGGUAUGAAGACUUUGCUAGACGAGGAGAAGAGCAUUUGCCAACAUUCCGAGCUCAGGACUAUACCUGGGAAAACCAUGGGUUCUCCCUGGUGAACAGACUUUAUUCUGACAUUGGACAUCUUCUUGAUGAAAAAUUUCGCAUGGUCUACAGUCUCACCUAUAACACUAUGGCCACCCACGAAGAUGUCGACACAACCAUGCUACGCAGAGCUUUGUUUAACUAUGUCCACUGUAUGUUUGGAAUCAGGUAUGAUGACUAUGAUUACGGAGAAGUUAAUCAAUUACUUGAACGAAGCCUGAAGGUUUACAUUAAGACAGUGACCUGCUAUCCUGAGAGGACUACCAAGCGCAUGUAUGAUAGUUACUGGCGUCAGUUCAAACACUCAGAGAAGGUUCACGUCAAUUUACUGUUAAUGGAAGCACGGAUGCAAGCUGAACUUCUGUAUGCUCUUCGUGCCAUAACUCGGCAUUUGACCUGA
This is a messenger RNA of Pipistrellus nathusii (Nathusius's pipistrelle), 1494 nucleotides long. Lineage: Eukaryota; Metazoa; Chordata; Mammalia; Chiroptera; Vespertilionidae. The record is from the annotation of a GenBank genome assembly.